Glycine soja is the source of this 1555-nucleotide messenger RNA. Its product is annotated as trihelix transcription factor ASIL2-like. The transcript is spliced from 2 exons. Lineage: Eukaryota; Viridiplantae; Streptophyta; Magnoliopsida; Fabales; Fabaceae. Gene Ontology annotation, cellular component: nucleus. Gene Ontology annotation, molecular function: transcription cis-regulatory region binding. Bases 150 to 1232 code for a protein of 360 amino acids. The record is from RefSeq and is a predicted model, not a curated record.
ACGCAUCUGAAAAUCCAAAAAUUCCCCAAACUUCACACCGUACAAAAACCCUAACCCAAUUUCACCAUUCCCCAAAUUCAAUUCCCUCAAAUCCCUUCCCUAAUAAUCGCCAUUUUGCUUAGUGCAAUCUCUCUGCGAUCCCAAUAGCCAUGGACGACAUGGAAGACGACGCAAGGUACCCUCCCAAGUCCUUCUCUCUCAACCGCCAGAACCCCUCCCACCGCCACAAACACCCCAUACGCGCCGCCCCCUACCACCGCCCAAUGCCCACGCGCUACCAGGAACCCGACGACGAUGAUGAUGACGACAACGAACCCGACGAUUUCGACGACGGCGAAGCCGAAAACGGUUACGACGACGAUAACAACGUCGCGUAUCCUCGGAUCCCGAAGAAGCGCAAGGUAGUCGCGGCCGCCGCAGCAGCAGCAGCAGGAGGCUCCUACGAGUUCGCGCCACGCGUCAAAUUCUCGUACGGCUCCCGCGGUUCGGGUUCGGGUUCGGGUUCGGGUUCGGGCGAGGAGUGGAACGAGUCCGAGACUUUCGUGCUGUUAGAGGUUUGGGGCGACAAGUUCCUCCAGCUCGGGAGGAACAGUUUGAGAUCCGAGGAAUGGCACGAGGUUGCAGAAAAAGUUUCCGAGGAAUUGAAAACAGAGAGAACGGUGACGCAGUGUAGAAGCGUGUUUGACAAGCUAAAAAGAAGGUACAAGAAGGAGAAAGCUAGAAUGGACGAAAUGGGCCUUGGUUCCUGCAAAUGGACCUUCUUCAAGAAGAUGGACAUGUUGAUGGCUUCCUCCGCAAGACAAGAGUAUGGGCUUGCUUGUGGCGUGGAUUCUGGGGAGUAUGUGUUUAUGAACACUAGGGUUUACUUGAACAGUUCCAAUGGGUUUGAUGAGAUGAGGGACAGUCCAGGGGAGUCUGAGAGUGAUGAUGAUGACGAUGAAGAGGAGGAUGUUGGUGGUGGGGGUGGGGAUGAGGAUGAGGAUGAGGACGACGAGAUGUCGUGCCGCGUGUUGGCGGAUUCGAUUCAGAAGUUUGGGAAGAUAUAUGAAAAGAUUGAGAAUAGUAAGAGGCAGCAGAUGAUGGAGCUGGAGAAGAUGAGGCUGGAUUUUAACAGGGAGCUGGAGCUGCAGAAGAAGCAAAUUCUCGAGAGGGCGCAGGCCGAGAUUGCCAAAAUUCAGGAUGUGGAUGAGGAGGAUACUGACACUUCCGGUGGCGAGAAUCUCAGUGAAUGAUCUAGGGCAUCUGAUUCUCUUGUAAUAUUUUGAAAAUGAGGAGAUAUGAUCUUGGAUAGGGUGGUGAUAUCUGGAUAGAGUGCACCAUUUUUGGAGGAAAGAGCUGCACCCUGUAAGAUUUUCAAAUUUCAACCCUUGUGUACCCUGAUAAUGGGGAAGCUCAUUCGAAAGAGUAAUAUUAUUGUAUGGGUAACUUGCAAUAAAUUUGGUGCACUUUUAAAUGAUUUGCAGCACAUUUAUGUAACUCAUUUCAUCCAAAUAUGUGCCUUUGGAUGGAAAUUAUUAAUCAAAUGUUAAUAGUAUGCUAAACUUAAACGCACACA